AUGUUUACUGUUUUCCACAGUGAGGAUGCGUUACCCAAGGAGAGAAAAGAGGUGGAGUUCUUCGGUGAGGAGAAGGCUUCAGAUAGAGUAGAAGAGUUCAACCCGGAGAGGAGAUGGCCAAGAGGGUACAUUGUACCUGAGAAGGAGGCUAUUUCCAGAGGGAAGAAGGAGGGAGAGGAAGGACUGGCAUUGGCAAUGAAGCCUAAGCAAAGUCUUUAG
Molecule: messenger RNA, 219 nt
Organism: Morchella sextelata
Lineage: Eukaryota; Fungi; Ascomycota; Pezizomycetes; Pezizales; Morchellaceae
Exons: 1
Coding region: 1-219 (72 amino acids)
Source: RefSeq, a predicted model, not a curated record